Messenger RNA from Ambispora gerdemannii, 1044 nucleotides. The record is from the annotation of a GenBank genome assembly. NCBI's taxonomy places the organism in Eukaryota, Fungi, Glomeromycota, Glomeromycetes, Archaeosporales, Ambisporaceae.
AUGUCUGCAUUCAACAGGAAUUUACUCACCACCGAAACGCCUAAAGACUAUGCGAUUCCGACACCACCAACUGACGGAAUAACGCAACUAGCAUUUUCGCCAAUAGCCGACUAUUUGGCAGUUUCGUCAUGGGAUAAUCAGGUUAGAAUAUACGAGGUUAACCAGGCUGCAGGAUCUGCUGUUGGCAAAGCUUUAUAUCCGCAUGAGGGUCCAGCACUAUGUUGUACAUGGAGCAAGGAUGGUACAAAAGUAUUUUCGGGUGGUGCUGAUAAAGCAGGUCGUAUGUUUGACACGGCCACCGGACAAGCAAUGCAAGUCGCGCAACAUGACGCGCCGAUUAAAUGUAUAAAAUGGGUGGAUAGUGGUGCUACAUCUGUUCUCGCGACUGGAAGUUGGGAUAAAACAUUAAAGUAUUGGGAUCUACGCACGCCACAACCAGUUCUAAAUGUCAGCCUUCCCGAACGGUGUUACGCCAUGGAUCUCAUUUUCCCGUUGAUGGUUGCGGCUACUGCUGAACGACACGUCAUGAUUUACGAUAUGCGAAAUCCUGGUACGGUGUUUAAGCAAUCACAAAGCCCACUAAAAUGGCAAACACGUACAGUAGCAUGUUUUAUUGCUGCAAAUGGAUAUGCGAUCGGAAGUAUCGAAGGGAGAGUAGGAAUACAGUAUUUAGAUGAAAAAGAUAAUCAAACAACAAGUUUCUCAUUCAAAUGCCACCGUGAAAACAACGUAAACGUCUACGCGGUGAACGCAAUCUCGUUCCACCCGCUUCACGGAACGUUCUCGACGGCCGGCAGCGACGGAACUUUCAAUUUCUGGGACAAAGACUCCAAACAACGACUUAAAGGAUUCUCGAGCAUCGGUUGUCCAAUUAUGGCGACGACGUUUAAUCGGAAUGGGUCUAUUUUUGCGUAUGCUGCUGGAUAUGAUUGGAGCAAGGGAUAUCAGCAACCAACCUACCAAACACAACAAAUGAAAGAUUCAAUAUUCCUGCACGCUGUAAAAGAUGAUGAUGUUAAGCCACGACCUGCGAAAAAACGAUAA